AUGUUCAGGAAAAUCCUUUUCCUCAUAUCCUGUGUGAUCCUUUCUGAACUGAGUUGUGUAUCUUCGAGCUACAAAGAAUGUUGGUCUGUAACAAACGACGACGAAAUUCUAUCCUACUGUAAAAACGAGUCUGAUUGUUAUUUUAAAAAUGUUGAUGGAUCCGAACACUCAACGAUUAUUUGUGUGUGUAAAAAAUAUAUGGAUGAUUAUUUUUUCGCCGGACCGGAUUGUUCAAUAAAAAUUUCUUACCACUACCAAACGAUGAAAAACAACGAAGUUAUGAACACUAGUUGGAUCGAAGAUCUGUUCAACAUCAACUCGUGGAAAAAUGAAGAAAACAGAGUCGGCAAAAUUUGCAUCAACCCCCGCUGCAGGUAG
This is a messenger RNA of Plasmodium knowlesi strain H, 378 nucleotides long. RefSeq names its product conserved protein, unknown function. Lineage: Eukaryota; Apicomplexa; Aconoidasida; Haemosporida; Plasmodiidae. Bases 1 to 378 code for a protein of 125 amino acids. The record is from RefSeq and is a predicted model, not a curated record. The transcript has 4 exons.